Molecule: messenger RNA, 4201 nt
Organism: Eurytemora carolleeae
Lineage: Eukaryota; Metazoa; Arthropoda; Copepoda; Calanoida; Temoridae
Exons: 18
Coding region: 224-4201 (1325 amino acids)
Source: RefSeq, a predicted model, not a curated record
AGAUUAAAAAUGUUUAUUUGAAGACUAAUAUAGACAAGAAAAACUAGGUAGGUGAGAAUAUUCAGAAUUCGUGAGAUGAAGUUUUUUAAAUGUUUAAUAAUUCGAAAAGGAAUUAACUCUGUAGCAGCAUGAAACAUACAUUAAUUCUAAGAAAACAAGAUUACCUGAAUACCUGCAGAUCUACUUAACUCAAUGAAUAAACGGAUCUAGAUUAAAGUGGAAAAUGUUAGUUUUAAGUUCAAUUCUUUUCUGGGUUUCAUCCUUUUCUCUUCUCCUUCCCAAUGUAUCAUCCACAAAGGAUGAAGCUUUGGAAGGCGUAGGCUCUAGUCAAAGUAGGUUUACAUUAAACUUAACAGAUGUACAAACACAUAUCAACUCAGAUAUAGUAAAACCAGAGUUUGACCCAGAGACACAAGUUAACUCAGAGAUAGUGAAACCAGAGUUUAACUCAGAGACACAAGGCAACUCAGAUAUAGUGACGUUUUCGGACCCUGCUCUGUCAGAAUUACUUGCUGACUCAAAUACAGUAAUUAGCUCAGAAACAGUUGAUCCAGUAGCUAACUCAAAAACACUUCCUCCAGUAACUAACUCAGAAAUUAUUCCAAUAGCUAACUCAGAAACAGUUGCUCUAGUAAAUAACUCAGAAACAGUGGAUCCAGUAACUAGCUCAGAAAAAGAUGCUGAAAGAACUAACUUAGAAACAGUUGAUGCAGUAGCUAACUCACAAAUAGUUGAUUCAGUAGCUAACUCACAAAUAGUUGAUUCAGUAGCUAAUUCAGAAAUAGUUGCUUCAGUAGCUAACUCAGAAAAAGUUGAUUCAGUAGCUAACUCAGAAACAGUUGAUUCAGUAGCUAACUCAGAAACAGUUAAUCUGGUAACUAACUCAGUUGAUCCAGUUGCUCAAGUAACUAACUCAGAAACAGUUGAUCCAGUAACUAAUUCAGGAAUAGUUGAUGCAGUAGCUAACUCAGAUACAGUUGAUCCAGUAACUAUCUUGAAUACAGUUAACCCAGUAGUUAACUCAGAAACAGCUGAUCCAGUAAAUAGCUCAGAAAUAGAAAUAGUUGCUCAAAUAACGAACUCAGAAACAGUUGAUUCAGUAGCUAACUCAGAAACAGUUGAUGCAGUAGCUAACUCAGAAACAGUUGAUUCAGUAGCUAACUCAGAAAGAGUUGAUCUGGUAACUAACUCAGUUGAUCCAGUAUCUAUCUUGAAUACAGUUAAUCCACUGUUUAACUUGGGUACAGGUAAUCAGAAAGAAGUUAAGCCUGUAUCUUACUCAGAAAACGUGAAUCCAGAAUUGAACCUAGAAAGCGUAAAAACAGGACAAGUUAAUCAAAUGUCAAGUGUUGCAAGAGUUAAUCAGGUAUUUAAUUCUGCAAGAGUUAUUCCUGAGAGAGGUAUUUCUGGAAGCAAAAUAGAAAGAGUUUCUUAUUCAGGUAGGGUCAAUCCUGCCAGAGUUAUCACAGAAAGAGUUGAUCCCAACUCAGAGUUUUCAUCCCCAAUUGAUUCCGUGUUAACAGAGUACACACCUCAUCAACCAAAUCCAGCUUUUUUAAAAGUAAAUCCUCAAGUAAAUCCAAGUUACAGGAAAGCUUUUCAUUAUCGUGAAAAUAUUCCCACAAAUAUUAAAUUAAAUUCCAAUCAGUGGAUUCCCCUCGAUAGAAGGAAUACCCAUCAAAGAUAUAUUCCACAGGACUCUAAAGCUAGAAAUCCACACACAUCGAACCAUAGAAAUCAGAAAUAUAUUCCGCUGGACUCUAAUCACAGAAAUCCCAGGUAUUUUCAGCAUCAUAUUCAACGACAUUAUCCACAACAAUCGUUUUACAAAACGCAAAAUGUUCCGGUAGAAUCCAGUUUCAGAAAUCCGAAAUUUAUAUCGCAGGUCUCUAAUUCUAAAUCAAACCAUGAGAAUGAUACAUCAUUCCUUCAUUCAAACACCAUUGGUCAUAGAAAUGACCUAGAGAUAAAUAAAACUGAAAUUCGGAAAUCAGAAAUUAUUUCUUCUGACAAAAAUAAAGAUUUCCGGACCAGCUUUAGUUCGGGAAAUUCAGAAAACUCCCCUGAUUCAUCAACAAUAAUAAAAAUGUUGAUCAAAAAUGAUAAGCCCUCCAAAUCUGAAAAGGGAAAUAAAAGUGAAGGUACAAGACCUAAUAUAUUUCCGGAGCUAAAGGACGAAGAUGGCAAGGAAUACGGGACGGAGACAAUCCUGUCUGAUGAUUCUACAUACCGAGAGAAAUUAAGCCCCUCUGAGGCUGAUAUACUCCAGGAAGUUGUUGAAUCAAGGUUCGGGAUUAAAUUGCUCAGUGAGCCGAAUUCUAAACCUUCCUCACGGGUUGAACAACUAUAUUCUCCAGACAGAGAAUCUUUUGUAGAUCCGUUAAUCCGCACUUUUCCUCAACCUAGCUCAGAGUUUAAUGAAAACCUCCCCAGGCCUGUUUAUAUCCCGGAGAAUGAGUCGUUUGGAAACAAAUACAGUGAUAAAAUCCACCUUCAACCCUCAUUUCAUCACCCGGAGCUUAAACACUAUCCUAACCCAAACCCUGAGUACAAACCUAACUCUAAACCAAUCCUUGCUCCGGUCAGAGAUAACGCGGUGUAUGCAGAAAAGUACCCUGAGAAGGUUAGACCAAGUGUUACUCCGGGUCCCACAACCGACAGUGUAGAAGAAACUACCGCUUAUACACCGUUUUACUUCUAUCCGAUGCAGAAGAUACGUAACUGGUUUUAUGGAGCUCCUGCACCUAAACCAGACCAAGGGGCGAAGGAGGAUUUAGGGGAGGCGGCGAAAGAGAAAGAGGAGAUCGACAAGUUGCUAAAUACCAUCGACACCCUCAGCUCCCCUGAGAACCCGGAGGGCUUAAACCAGUUGAAGAACAUGACGGAUACUAUCAUCAAGAUUAUCCGUAAGGAUUACUUCCAAAAUGAGUUUAAGGUGGACAACUUUAUCAUUGAUGCUCCGCUGGAUUACGACGAGGAGGAGCUGGAGGAGAUGAGGAAGAAUGCGUCUAGUUACUCUGGGUCCUCAGAUCUAUUGGACAGACGGGACGGGUUCGAUACUGCUCUCGCCGUACUAGAUGCUACACAGGCGAGUAUGGAGGGGGGUGGUGUGUACAACAGACGACAGUACAACAGGUUGCAGUACUGUUUCUCAAGGCAUCCUCCUCUUCAACAAUCUCAGGAGAAAUUCUGGCGCGGAGUAGUUCAAUACAACAGGCAAGGGGGUACACCUACUGAUAGAUUAGGAGCUAAUCCCAGCUUAUUUACUGAAAGGAACAGAACUUAUCUCGGGUAUGAGAACCUGCUAGUGAUGGAACCCUGUAACUUCGCCUCGAAUAUCGCCUACUAUUACAUGGCCCAGGGGGUUUGUGAAUAUAGAUAUUGGUCCCUUCCUUUACCCACUGUCGUAGCUAUAGUAGAGUCUUCAGCUAACCUUGCAGUAGGUUCCGCCUUCUACCAUGGAAGCCACACAAAGCUUGGUCAGGUUCUUGAUAAUUUCAUGAUUGCUGUAAUAUCCUACAUUAUACAUCAGGCGAGUUUGGCGGGUAUACCUGGGUUACCGCCAGCGAUAACAGAUUUGGCGGAAACUGCCCGCCCACUUACCGCCGUUCAGAUCUCUAAGAGGAUGGUUUAUCUAUUCCUGGAAGAGCCAGUAGAGAACUGGUUGGAGAAAACUAAACAAGUAAGUGUACCUGACUACCAGACAACAUUUUCAGCAACAUUCUGUACAAUCUUCAGUCUAGUCUUCCCAGAUUCAUUGGUAGAUAACAUAGUGCCAACAUUAACUAAUGCAUUUGGUGUCCCUGCUGACCUACAGGAAUUCAUUGUUUCCCGGUAUCUACCGGUCAUUAGAACUCAUCUCAAGCCGGUCACCCUGUCAGUUUUCCAACGAGUAAAGAUUAUUCUUCAACUUUUAAGUGCGACUAAAAAGCUUGUAUUUGCUUUUCUCUGGCAAGAAAGAACUUUUAACGUAGAGAAACUUCAGACACCAACAGGAAUUAUGGUUGGAUCGUUUGUUCAACCGUAUGUGAACAGUUUAUCUAGUAUAAUGAGCUGGCUCCCUAUACUCUCUCAACCACUAGCUGAUGGAGCUGAUGUAUAUCCAGGAGAAGGAUGGUGUAAGAGUUCUCAGCCGCAUUCUCUUUGGCAUGCAGAGUCAGCUACAGGGUUAUUAAAUUUCAGGUUUACAGUAAACAUAUAA